Molecule: messenger RNA, 2885 nt
Organism: Pocillopora verrucosa
Lineage: Eukaryota; Metazoa; Cnidaria; Anthozoa; Scleractinia; Pocilloporidae
Biological process (GO): DNA integration
Molecular function (GO): nucleic acid binding; zinc ion binding
Source: RefSeq, a predicted model, not a curated record
AAGGCUUGUGAGAUGAUUUUUGACGAUGGAAGUGAGCAUGGUGGUAUCUCUAGUGGCGAGGAAUCCGAAUUAGAUGGAAAACUGGAAAAUCCUAGCGCAGAAUCGAGCCAGAGUCUCUGGAUGUCUUGCCCAUGUCGUGACCGGAAGCGAGUUGUGUUACCUUUUAUGUUACGUGCAUGAACUGAUUGCGAAACGCGUGAUUGUUAUAUGAUAUGAUAUUGAAAAAAGAUAGAAUUACGGACAGAUAAGAUCGAUUGAGAAGAGAAUACCACGACGUGUACCGACAAAGUGAAAAAAUAUUAAAUCUGGUGAAAAUCUACAGACGUGAGAGUUUCCUUUGUUGGCGACCACCAUUUCCCGACAAAAGUGGCGACCCUGCCAGGACACGGCUUAAAAGAAACAGAAAAUUCAUCACAGAAAUCACACUGACCGCGUGGUUUUAUCAAAAACAACAAAUGGCUGAGCUUGAGCAAGCGGUGAAAAAGAUCGACGCAAAGCUCCGAAUGUUGAAAUUCACGACCGAAGAAGUACCGAGAAUUCGAGAGAAGAAAGAACUGAAAGCGUUAGAGCGAUUGCAAAAGGAUUUGGAAAAACAGCUAGACGGCGUUCAUGAACAGAAGGUUCAAAUACAAGCGCUAAAAAUAGAGCAAGGAGACGACCCGAACGACGUGAGAGAAUGGACAUUGGAAAUCGAAGGGCAAGUCGACGUAUUCGAAAAACUCGCCGAUAAUGUGAGAGUAGAGGCAAGGAAUCUACGAGAGGAGGCUUUACGCGAAUUGAGAGACGAGGAGGAAAAGAAAGAAGAGGAGAAAAGGAAUCGUCGUUACGAAGAAGAGUUGAAAUUCGAGGAGGCAAAAUUGAAGGUCAAACGCGACCACGAAAAGAAAUUAGAAGAGGAUCGAACCAAAUCUCUAAAGGAGAGUGGCGCCAAGUUACCCAAGUUAACCAUCACUAAAUUUCAAGGAACCCACCUCGACUGGUUGAGGUUUUGGAGCCAAUUCGAAACUGAAAUCGAUAAGGCUAGUAUUACACAAGUAGCGAAAUUUUCAUACCUCAAAGAGCUUCUCACCCCCAAAGUUCGUGCAUCGGUAGAUGGCUUGCCUUACAAUACAGAAGGCUACGGACGAGCUAAAAGCAUUCUGACAGCAAAGUACGGGAAACCGAGCGAAGUGUCCAACGCGCACAUGCAGUGUAUUAUUUCCUUACCCACCAUACAGGGAUCUCAGCCAGCAAAAAUACACCCAUUCUAUGAGAAGCUGUCAACUAAUGCUCAAGCACUGGAAACCAUGGGAAAAAUUCAAGAGAUAAAUGGCUACGUUCGAGUUACCUUGGACAAACUACCUGACAUCAGGGCUGACCUUGUCCGUUUGGACGACAACUGGCAAGAGUGGGGAUUUCCUCAGAUGUUAGAGUCACUUCGAAAGUGGUGCGAAAGAAAUCCGUUGCCUUCAUCCGAAGAACCAAGCAGUGGCAGAACCCUGCCGCCUAAAUCCCAAGACAAAUUGUUUAACUCGAGGCAAGACGAGUGGAAACCGAGACCAUGCGUUUAUUGCAAAUCUAGCGGACACAAGUCCCUCGACUGUGACAAGAUAGUGGGUGUGGCACAGAGAAGAAAGCACCUCAGUGAGAAAGGUUUAUGUUUCAACUGCACUGGUACCAAACACCGAGCUGCUGAGUGUCGUAUUGUGAGAAGUUGUCAGAAGUGCAACGGCAGACAUCAUACUUCAAUAUGUGACAGAGAUUCCCAGCAGAUGUUGCUAGCCACCAGUGAAGGAGCAGUCAUUUACCCAAUCGUGGUUGUCAAUGUGGACGGCGUAACAUGCCGCGCGUUACUGGACACUGGGGCGGGAAGCUCGUAUGCCUCAGCAGCACUUGUCAAACGACUUGGAAAGCAACCGUCAAGAAUAGAGCACAAGAGAAUUGACAUCAUGAUGUGUUCGACAAACCAGAAGAUUCAACAAUACAACGUUAAGAUUGCAAACACCCAUGGGAGUUUCGAGAUGGCAACCACAGUGAGCAAAGUCGAUAAAAGUGUCCUACUGUCGGUGCCCAACCCAAGAUAUUCGGAAAAGAUCAACAAGUUCACCCACCUCGAAGGAGUAGUCAUGGAUGAUGGAGACACGAAAUCGGAACUACCCAUCCAUCUGAUACUGGGGGCUAGUGAAUACUCGCGGAUAAAGACCGACACAAAACCAAGAAUUGGAAAGGCCGGAGAACCCAUAGCUGAGCUAACCACUUUAGGCUGGACAAUGAUGUCGGCCGGAAAGGAAGCACACCUGAGCAGUGUUUAUCUCACCAGAACGUCGUCCACUGAUUACGACCAGCUGUGUAGUCUUGACGUGUUGGGCCUUGAGGACAGGCCAAAUGGUGAUCAGCAAACAGUGUACGACGAUUUUAAAGAGCAACUCAGACGAAGCGAUGAAGGAUGGUAUGAGACGGGGCUACUAUGGAAACAUGGUCAUGAUCUCCUCCCAAACAACGAGUGUGGAAGUCUACGAAGACUCGAAAGCCUGAUAAAGAAAUUACAGAAAGAGCCCAACCUUCUGGCCCAGUAUGACGAAGUCAUUCAAGAUCAGUUGGCGAAAGGGAUCGUAGAGAAGGUGUCUUCAGACCCAGUGGGAAGAGAGUUCUACAUCCCACACAAGCCUGUCAUCAGAGAGUCAGCAGAAUCCACCAAGCUGAGAAUCGUGUUCGAUGCGUCAGCGAGAUCAAAUGAGAAGAGUCCCCCCCUUAACGAUUGUUUGGAGACGGGGCCACCCCUUCAGAACCUGCUGUGGGAUGUGCUAAUAAGAAACCGUCUGAUCUGCCAGUGGCGUUGGCAGGUGACCUUAAGCAGGCCUUCCUGCAAGUACGUAUUCGACUAGAAGAUCGAGAUGCUUUAAGAU